AUGAUUAAGGCAAAACAGACCACUACACCAUUGCCUCCAGGAGUGAAGCUCUUUGCAGAUACAGACACAGGUGCUGCACUUACAGAUCCUUCCAGAUACAGACGGCUGGUUGGGAGAUUACUCUACUUAGGCUUUACGAGGCCUGAUUUGUGCUAUGUUGUUCAGCAGUUGAGCCAGCACUUGCAGCAUCCUUGUGAGAAACAUUGGGAUGCUGCAAUGCAUGUGGUCAGAUACCUAAAAGGGAGUGUUUCUUCUGGUCUAUAUUUCCCUUUGAACACUAAUUUCUCACUUAAAGUCUUUUGUGAUGCAGAUUGGGCUGCUUGCCAAUCAACUAGAAAGUCACUUACGGGCUUUUGCAUUUUUCUGGGACAAACUCCCAUAUCAUGGAAAACAAAGAAACAAACUACGGUAGCGAGGUCAUCAGCUGAAGCUGAAUACCGCAGCAUGGCCAGCACCACCUGUGAGGUAGUAUGGUUGAUCUACCUCUUACAGACAUUCGGCAUUAAAGUACAAUUGCCAGUACCUUUCUUCUGUGACAACAAGGCGGUAAUACACAUAACAGUCAAUCCCGUGUUCCAUGAGAGAACAAAGCACCUGGAAAUAACUGCCAUGUAG
Sesamum indicum (sesame) is the source of this 615-nucleotide messenger RNA. NCBI's taxonomy places the organism in Eukaryota, Viridiplantae, Streptophyta, Magnoliopsida, Lamiales, Pedaliaceae. The record is from RefSeq and is a predicted model, not a curated record.